GAUCAGAGCAAAGUUGUUGAAAGUAAUAAGAGUAUCGAAACAAUAGAUUUUACAAAAGAUCCUUUGGAUUGUUUAUCCAAUACAGACAGCUUAGAACUAUCUGAAGCAAUAGCAGGAAUUGGAAAGGAAAAACCUGAAUUAGAAAUUGGUAAUGGUGGUAAUUCAAAAGAAUCUGAAUUGGAAGUUAGUAAUACGAAAGAUCCUGAAUUAGAAAACGAAAAGGAGCCUAAUACAA
Messenger RNA from Dentiscutata erythropus, 235 nucleotides. NCBI's taxonomy places the organism in Eukaryota, Fungi, Glomeromycota, Glomeromycetes, Diversisporales, Gigasporaceae. The record is from the annotation of a GenBank genome assembly.